Messenger RNA from Sebastes umbrosus (honeycomb rockfish), 4421 nucleotides. It is a transcript of the gene rab21, whose product is annotated as RAB21, member RAS oncogene family. Gene Ontology annotation, molecular function: GTPase activity; GTP binding. The record is from RefSeq and is a predicted model, not a curated record. Gene Ontology annotation, biological process: Rab protein signal transduction. Bases 370 to 1035 code for a protein of 221 amino acids. The transcript has 7 exons. Lineage: Eukaryota; Metazoa; Chordata; Actinopteri; Perciformes; Sebastidae.
CACACAUAGACGAUCUUCGGCGGAGCUAGCCUGCUAACAGCUAGCUGAGAGAGACGCCAUUAGCUGUGUGAGAAGCAGAGAGUCGCAGCAGCAGAAAGAGGAAGUAGCUCCGUGUUGAGACCCGGUUACCUCACACCUGUUGGUUCAUACUGAUAACACUCACACUCGCUUAUGCUGUCGACGCCUUUCUCUCCGUGUUUGAGCUCCUUGUUUAGAGCCGGAAGCUGAUGUGAAGCUACGCAGGAGAUCCGUUCCGAUCAUCGGGUUAGCAUUAGCAUUAGCAUCGCUAGCUUGAUAAUAAGGCUUGUUGUGAUAUUAAAGGACUCGUCCAGUGAGUCGAACCCCGAACCCCGAACCCAGCCAGCAGCCAUGGCGGCCCGGCCGGGAGGCACGGGGGCGGCCGGCAGGACCUACUCCUUCAAGGUGGUGCUGCUGGGUGAAGGCUGCGUGGGGAAGACGUCGCUGGUGCUCAGAUACUGCGAGAACAAGUUCAACGACAAACACAUCACAACCCUACAGGCGUCCUUCCUCACAAAGAAGCUCAACAUCACAGGAAAGAGAGUGAACCUGGCCAUAUGGGACACAGCAGGUCAGGAGCGUUUCCAUGCGUUAGGUCCCAUCUACUACAGAGACUCCAAUGGAGCCAUCCUAGUGUACGACGUCACAGACGAAGACUCCUUUCAGAAGGUGAAGAACUGGGUGAAAGAGUUGCGGAAAAUGUUGGGGAACGAGAUUUGUUUAUGUAUAGUAGGUAAUAAAAUUGAUUUGGACAAAGACAGACAUGUUUCAGUGGAAGACGCUGAGAGUUAUGCCGAGUCGGUGGGAGCCAAACAUUACCACACAUCAGCCAAGUUAAAUAAAGGCAUCGAGGAGCUUUUCCUGGACCUCUGUAAACGGAUGAUGGAGACGGCUCAGGCCGAGGAGAGGUUGAAGGGCAACGGAGCCAGCCAAUCAGCAUCGAGUAGGCGGGGCGUACAGAUUGUUGACGACGAACCACAAGCCACGCCCGCCGGAGGAUGCUGCUCUUCUGGCUAACACACACACACACACACAUGCUUGCAGACAUCAUAUUCACACACACAUUUUCUCUGUUGCUCUAAAUAAUCCCAGCUGUUCAUUCAGCGCCGCCUCUGCUGCUAAGGAGCAUGGGAAAUCCUAUUUAAAAUGGUUUAAUCACUGUUCCCUCCAAAAUAAAAGUAACUCAUGAUCAAAAUGAGCGUUUAAAUUUGACGAAAAUCACUUUUUUAGCACUUUAAUUACUAUAAUUUCCUCCAAAAGCAGCGAUUAACAGUUUAUACUCCCCCAAAGAAAGGCCACUACACGUCCAAUAUAUAUAUACAGCUGGUUUUGUGUGUUUAAUACAUUAAUGAUAAAAGAGCUGAAGUAACUUUGAGGACAUGAAAUGGCGGCAGAGAUUUAUUGUGUUUUGGGUUUUUUUUGGUGGGAAUUUCUCGAGGGAUAAAACGUUCAAACACACACUGUAUAAACCUCCAUUAACCAUCAUAUUUAUCUAAAAAUAUAAACAUGUUUUCACACCCAGAGGAGCAGGAGACGGACAGUUUGUGGUGAAAUGGCACCACCUGCUGGACAAAACAUUAAAGGACAGAUUUAUUCAAGUUUAUCUUAAUGCACUCACAUGACGUAUGUGCAGAAAAUACUUCACGUUGGCCUCUUCCUGACACAAAUAAUCUGUAAGAAAAGGAGGUUUUUAAAGUUCCUCUUAAAGAGAUAGUUCAGAUUGAAGUGUGGUUGUAUGAGGUAUUUCUCCAUAGUCAGUGUAUUACCUACAGUAGAUGGAGUUUGCAGAAACAGACAUGAAUACAGGGAACUGAAGCCAUUGUCUAUGCUCUCUUCAUUUUACCCAUCAGAACAGGGGACUUGCUGGUCUACCGCUACAUCGGUCGGUUAGUAUGUGUGUGUUAUUGUGUGACUAAAGGGUCAAUUCGGUUCACCGAAGUCACACAAUAACACAAACUAACUAUCUGAUCGAGGCAGCGGUAGACCAGCAACUCCUGUGUUCUGAGAGGUAAAAUGACUGUUUUUGUGAAUGGAGUCUGGUGGCGUUAAAGAGAGCAAUAUAACAGCUUCAGUUCCCCGUAGUCCUGUCCGUUUCUCCAAACUGAUCGCCAUCUACUGUAGGUAAUACACUGACUAUGGAGAAGUACUUAACACAACCACACUUCAAAACACCUGGAGUAUCCCUUUAAAGUUAAUAUGAGGUUCAACAGUCUGAUUUAGACAAACCAGGUGAGCGUCUUCAUCCUGGGAGUUGUGUGAACGUUACUGCUGGUGUUUAAUCCCGGAAACAAACUGGAAGAAAACAGUGUGUGUGGAAACAAAAAGUGUUUCUUUUUAUGCUAAAAGAACAACUUCACUCAGACUGUUGAAGCCUCAUUUCACUUUUUACACAGAAUGGAGAAUUUAUCCUCCAUCUCUGAUGACAGGAGAGAUCAAUAAUUCUUUAAACUAACCUCCCAGGAACAUAAACAAAAAUCAUUAGAUUAAAUAGAUAUAGACAGAUUCAAUUGAGUGUCUGUAAAAUGAUUUUUCUGAACAUCACAAAAGGUCCAAUAAAAAUGUGUCUAGAGUUCUAGAAGAGAUGCAUCAGUAAAUUAUUUUCCUAAAACCUCCAUCCUGCUGUGAACACACACACACACACACACACACACACACGCCUUGUGAGUGUUGUUAAUAUAAACUGGAGAAAAAUCUCAAUUUGUCCUUUAAUCUGAGCAGUUUACUCUUAAAUAUUAAAUACAAAUAAAUAUAAUUCAAUUAAUCCGUCACCAAGAACCUGGACUUCAGUCAGAGCUGCACAUUUAAUAAACAUAAUUAUAAAACCUGAAAAUUAAAAAUGUUUCCAGUUCGAAAGAAGCUGCAGGUGAUUUAUGGUGAAAGCUAAAAGUAUAAAAUAUGAUCAUUUAAUAAAUGAAGAGUCAUACACUAACAAUAAAAACAACAGGAAAACACAACCGUUGAACCUGAUUUUUUUUUAUUUGUUAAAAUCAAUUUUAGAGAUUAAUAAAACUAUAAAUUAAAAUUAAGCACCUCAGUUUGCUAAACAAUAAAUAUAGAAACAUUCAUUAAAAUGUCUGUAUUUAACAGUUCAGUAUUAUUUAUUUAAAACCUGAAGAUAUUCACUCAACGAUAUAAAACUGAGAAAAACUACUGAUUAAUUUCCUUCCAUCGAUUAAUUGAUUAAUCAUUUUAGCUCGACUGUAAAUUUAAAUAAUUUAUCUUCACGUCAAAACAAAAAAAUUAGAAAUCAAGAAGUAAAACAGCAAAUCUUAAACAGAACAAAACUGAAGUACUGAUCAAAAACUGACAGCUGUAAUAUAUUAAUAUAUAAUAAGUCCAUUAUUGAAACAAUAAUAACAUGUCAGAAAAUAGUGAAAAUAUCUUAAAAUUAUCCAAAAACUCAAAUAUUCAGUUAACAAAGAUAUAAAACACAGAAACUAAAACCAGAGAAUCGAUUAAUCGUCAAAUAAUUCAUCAAAAACAUUUCUGUCGAUGAACUAACUGAUUGAUCUGUUUCUGUUUAUCUGGAUUUUUGGUCUGUAACACAUGAAUGUUUUUUUGUUCAUUUAUUCUUAUGAUUUUCAGGUAUUUAAUAAUGGAUUCAUUAAGUAAUUGUUAAGAUAUAUGAUGUCUUCAAAUUGUUGUUUUGUCCUCGAAACCGCAAAAUAUUUAAUUUACAAAGAUAUAAAACAGCUGGAAAAAUUUGAUUAUUAUUGACAUUUUACUGAAAAAUGACUUAAAACAAUUAAAAUUCUUGUCAAUUAAUUCUCGUUGUAAUCGAUUAAUUCAGCUCUAAAUAUAAUAAUGGCUUCCUCAGAAUUGUGCAGCUCAGAGUUCAGCUCCUUCCUCCUUCUCCUCUUCCUCUACAUGGUUUUUAACACACAAACACACACACACACACACAGAUAAAUAAAUAUACCGUGCAUGUUUGAUUUCUGUAAAAGGCUUUUUUCUGUUUAACUUUUAAAAGAAAUGGUGAAUAAAAAACCUGAACGGCGGAUUAUUUAAUAAGUUAUAUUCACGUGGCGGUGAUGGAAAUCUGUACAUGAACAAAGUUUUCUGUGUUCUCUCUACUGUGUACUUUUACUGUUGUUUUCCAGCGAGCCUGUAGCUCCAUUAAUCUCUCUGCUUACUGAAAACAGAAAACUACAGUGACGUUGUACAAAAACAAAAACAUAUACGGGACGUUUUAUCGAUGCACAUAGAAGAUGAAGAAGAAGAAGAAGAACUAAACGCUGUCCCGUCCUCUUCAUUAUGGAAUAAUGGAAAUAUAAUGAAAAUAUAUAAUGUGGUUGAAAAGGAAAAAAAUCAGCACACUUUUUGGAAAUGUAAUUUUUUAAACUGCUAGUGUCAAAAGUGUUUUGUAAAGAUAAUAGAACAAUUAUAACGAUUUACACAACGCA